Messenger RNA from Lachnellula hyalina, 1437 nucleotides. Its product is annotated as putative oxidoreductase. Gene Ontology annotation, cellular component: cytoplasm. NCBI's taxonomy places the organism in Eukaryota, Fungi, Ascomycota, Leotiomycetes, Helotiales, Lachnaceae. Bases 1 to 1437 code for a protein of 478 amino acids. The record is from RefSeq and is a predicted model, not a curated record. The transcript is spliced from 2 exons. Gene Ontology annotation, molecular function: oxidoreductase activity.
AUGACAGGAACAACGUCUUCAGGCCGAGCCAGCCUGCCAACAGCGGAUUCAACUAAAUCCUACUGGCAUCGAGACCCCUCCAAGGUCCUUUUCGGUCAUCGAACAACACCAUCACUCCCCACAAAAGCCGAUGUCGUGAUUAUUGGAAGCGGCAUAUCUGGAGCAUCUGCCGCUCAUUUCCUCCAUGAAAAUGACAAAGGCAAAGAUCUUGAUAUUGUGAUGUUAGAAGCCCGGGAGGCAUGUUGGGGGGCAACGGGUCGAAACGGAGGCCACUGUCAACCCCUAUUAUACAGCGCACUCCCUGAAGUUGGAGCCUUCGAGCUCCGCAAUUACCAGACUCUCGAAGCCCUUAUAAAGAAACACAACAUCUCAUGUGACUGGCGCGCCGUUUCGGGCUGCCACGCCUGCAUGGACGCCGACAUGUUCGCCGUUGGAUUGAAACUAAUUCGAUCCCUUCAAGAAACCAGUCCAGAACUAGCAAAACUCGUCAAAGUCAUAACGAAAGACUCCCAAAACCCAUCACUAUCAGAUCUCCGCAUCCCCAGCGCUGCAGGUGCAUUCCUGCAAGCAAACGCUGCUUCUCUAUGGCCCUACAAACUCGUUUCAUGGAUGCUAGAAACCCUCCUCUCUUCAAACAAGCAAGAAGUAGGGAAUUUCAACCUUCAAACAAACACACCAGUCACACAUCUCCAAAACAUAGACGGGAAAUCUUGGAUUGUUCAUACACCUCGCGGCAUGAUCGCUACAGACAGAGUACUACUAACAACAAACGCAUAUACAUCACACCUCCUACCAAAAUUCAGCGAUCUGAUCGUUCCAGUACGAGGAGAAAUGAGCGCGCUUAUACCGCCUCCCUCGAUGAGCCCUGCGAGUUCUACGCAUAAACCACUGGAGCAUACUUAUGUGUUCAUUGGCCAUGGGAAGCAGAAUAUCAACCAGGAUGAUUAUCUAGUUCAACGGCCUUUUUCGGCAGAGAGUGUAAAGAACAACAGAGGAGGAGAGUUGAUGUUUGGCGGCGGACGCUCGUAUGCUGCUAAUGCGGGAUUGGGCGUCUCGGACGAUUCAUCUAUCGAUGACCCAGCAGCCGCUUAUCUACGCCGCGAACUCAACGUGGUGCUAGAUUUACAGAACAAAGAUCAUGAGCUCGAAGCAACUUGGGAAUGGAGCGGUAUCAUGGGCUAUAGUCGCGACGGUUAUCCGUGGGUUGGGGAAGUCGGUGAGUAUUUGGGCGGUGCGAAGGGAUUGUUUGUUUGUGCGGGCUUCACGGGUCAUGGGAUGCCGAAUACGUGUUUGAGCGCCAAGGCCGCGGUGGAUAUUAUGCUUGGUGCGGAGGAGGUAGAUAUACCGGAGUGCUAUAAGAUAAGUAGAGAGAGGGUGGAGAGGGCGAGGGCGUUGGAUGAGGUUGCUAUUGCUGAUGCCAAGGGGAUUAUGCUUUGA